CUUCCUCUAAGGUCCUUCAUUCAGCGCAAGCGCAGAUCACCCGCUGUAGCAGCUCAGUAGAGCCAAGAUGGCGGCGGUGGUAGAGAAUGUUGUCAAGCUGCUGGGUGAGCAGUAUUACAGGGACGCUAUGGAGCAGUGUCACAACUAUAAUGCCCGUCUGUGCGCAGAGAGGAGCGUGAGGAUGCCUUUCCUCGACUCUCAGACAGGUGUCGCCCAGAGCAACUGCUACUUCUGGAUGGAGAAACGACACAGGGGACCAGGUGUUGCCCCAGGUCAGCUAUACACUUAUCCAGCACGUCGCUGGAGAAAGAAGAGGAGAGCUCUCCCUCCAGAGGACCUUCGUCUAGCCUUCCCAUCUCUAAAGCCCGAGCUGGAUCUGGGGCUUAAGAAGGACAUUUUCUCCAGUGAUGGAAGCAGCUUAGAGGCUCUUCUGAAAGGAGAGCCACUGGAUAAAAGGUCAGGGUUGGAGCUCCGCACAGGAGAGGAGGAGCCCAGCUCUACAGAGCUCUCCACCGGGGCACUAAACUCCAGCAGCAGGGUCCGAAAGAGAAUUUUGGAGCCAGAUGAUUUUCUAGAUGAUCUUGACGACGAAGAUUAUGAGGAAGAUACUCCGAAGAGAAGGGGAAAAGGCAAGGGAAAGGGUCGUGGUGGUGUCAGCAGCGCUCGGAAGAAGUUGGAAGCAGCAGCAGCUUUGGAAGAUCGGGACAGACCGUACGCCUGUGACAACACUUUCAAACAAAAGCAUAUUUCAAAAUCUUCCGAAAGAGUCUGUGGGAAGCGCUAUAAGAACAGGCCUGGUCUCAGUUAUCAUUACGCCCACUCUCACUUGGCCGAGGAGGAGGGGGAGGAGAAAGAUGAGAUGGAUAUUCGCGAACCAACUCCACCCCAACAGGAUGAACCAAAGACUCCAAAAAAGGGCCCAGACGGUUUGGCUCUGCCGAACAACUACUGUGAUUUCUGUUUGGGAGAUUCCAACCUGAACCAGAAAACUGGCCAAUCAGAAGAGCUUGUGUCCUGCUCAGACUGUGGUCGUUCUGGUCACCCUUCAUGUCUGCAGUUCACUCCUGUGAUGAUGGCUGCUGUGAAAACCUAUCGCUGGCAGUGCAUUGAAUGCAAAUGCUGUAACAUAUGUGGAACAUCAGAAAAUGAUGACCAGCUAUUGUUCUGUGAUGAUUGUGACCGAGGUUAUCAUAUGUACUGCCUCUCGCCCCCCAUGUCUGAACCUCCUGAAGGAAGCUGGAGUUGUCAUCUGUGUUUGGCCCUCUUGAAAGAAAAGGCCUCCAUAUACCAGAAUCAGAAUGCUCCGCCCUUGUGAUGGUCCUUUGGGAAAAACAGAUCCUCGAUCACAUAGUUCCUGCCAAGAUUUGUUUGUUUGAUUUAAGCAAACAAAAUAGGUGGAACAGAAGUUGUAGUGGAACAGAAAAGGGACGACCACCUCGGCCAGGACCUCAGACACAAAUAGCGGGAGAGAAAGAGAGGGAGUGAGGAAAAAUUGGCCUCCUUUUCUUAUUCCUCAUUUACAUCUCAGCAGGUUUGAUCUCAGUAUGACUGUUACACAGUUCCAAGUUUCAAACUACCCCUGCUCUUUGUUUUCAACUAUUGGCCCCCCACAACGAACACAAUAUCGCCAUACCAAACACAAACUCUCCUGACCCUUUCAGCAGUACAUACUUGGAAGAAGUCACUAUGAGAAAAUUAUGACUCUGUUUUGGAGUUUCUGCUCAUAUUAGACCUGAUAUGUCCACCUGUUUCCGCAGACAUUGUUUAACAGAAAACAAAUGAUAAAACGCAGCUUAUAUCAGCCAAAAUAAAUAUCGCAUACUCGGCCAUAUUUAAAAUACUCUGACAAGAUGUGCUUAUCAUGGGGAGGAAUAGUUGAAACCAAUCAGCAUGCCAAUGCUUGUUCAUAAUAAGCGAAAAAAAGAACAGAAACUAUGUGUUUUUGUAUAUUUAUAUAUUUGUAUAGCAUAUAAAGGUGUGUUGUAUUUAAGAUCUUUAACAAUAGAAAUGGUUCAUUAUUAUGGUGGGAGUUGCUUGGGGAUUUUUGCCCCCUGUAAUGAUAGUGUCUACAUAAGCACAGAGUCUAGCAGUCGGUGUGUGAGCUCUUUACUAACUAAUGGGUUAAUGGUGCAGGUAAAGUUAAUGAUUUUAAAUUAUAUUUUUAUAUUGUUAUUAUUUUUGUUGCUUUUUUUUAGGGUGCUCUUAAGGUGUUCAGAAAGCUGUUAAAAUUUAGUGAAAGAUGGUUAUUUAAGAUGUCGGGUAAAGCAAUGAGAAAGAGAAAGUCCAGUUUAAAAGAACGUCCAGAAAAUCUAAUAAUUGUUUGCAGUUAAUUGAGGCGUAGUUAGAGUAAUGUAUUACAUACCACGCUGAAAUCAGUUUGUCAAUGUUUAAUGUUUGAUAGAUUCUACCGAACAUUGUUAAAUCCCUUUCCAUGUAAUUCCGGAAGAUUUGCUGUCGAGUAAGAACAUGAAACAUUUAUCUAGUUUAAGGAAAUACGAGGACAAAGAAACUUUAAUGCCAUAAUUAUCAUGUUUACUGUGAUGACAUUUCAUUGAUUACAGCCAUACAUAUAUCACAUAGGCAUUUUACUCAUAUGUAUUCAUUUAUCAGAUGAAUAUUAAAUUGCCAAUUGGUUGGACUGAGCAAAGGUUCUUCUGGCACUCAAAAACAAAAAGCUCUGCCUCUGGAUGUCUACUGUUGACACAUUUACACAAGUAAUUUUUCUA
Molecule: messenger RNA, 2726 nt
Organism: Pimephales promelas (fathead minnow)
Lineage: Eukaryota; Metazoa; Chordata; Actinopteri; Cypriniformes; Leuciscidae
Gene: dpf2
Product: double PHD fingers 2
Biological process (GO): nervous system development
Cellular component (GO): nBAF complex
Source: RefSeq, a predicted model, not a curated record